AUCCCACCCACUCUACUCCUCCCACUUCUCCGAUCGAUUCGAGGCCGCCGCGGCUCCGCGAAGCGGAAGAAACCCUAGCCGAACCCACCGGAGAGGAGAGGGGAGGAGAGGCGGAGCAUCAAGCAUGCCGCGCCGGCAUGUGUCGCUGCCCGACGCCUUCAAGCUCGUCCUCGGCAAAGACCAGGACCAGUGGCCUCCGGCGGCUACCCUCAUCGUCGCCGCCUACUACGGCGACAUCCGCCGCCUCAAGGAGAUUGCAAAGAGCAUGGACGUCGAGGGGAAAGGGCUUCAGGAGACCCUGGCCCAUGCCAACUUCCUCGGCACGUACGCCCUCCACGCCGUCUGUGACAGCGGCAACAUGCCUACCCUUCAGUAUCUGGUCGAGGACCUCAACAUGGACGUCAACAAGCCUGACACUAUGGGAGAUUUGACGCCAGCAAUGCAUGCCGUGUUAUACGGGAAACUUCCUGCCUUGAGGUUUCUUGCUGAUCAUGGUGCUAAUCUGCAUCAACAGCCUAAGGGAAUUACUCUUCUCCAUGCAGCUGCAGAGGGAGGGCGGCCUGAAAUAUUCAAAUUUCUGCUUUCUAGAGGAGUUCGUGCUGAUGUGGAAUCAACUUCCCCGUUAACUUCCUUCACGCCACUGUUCCUUGCUACUUGUGGAGGAUAUGCUAGUAUUCUGGAGAUUUUAUUGGAGCAAAAUGCAGAUCCGAACGUGCGUAUGGGUGAUCAAGUUACACCUAUAAGCUUCGCAUUAAGACACUCUUCUGUGCCUUGUUUGAAGCUAUUGGUUCAGGCUGGAGCUGAUGUGAAUGGUUUUGGAUCUUAUAAUCCUUUGGCAAAAGCUGCAAAGAAAGGUUUAACUGAAGCUAUCAAGUGCUUGUUGGAAGCUGGUGCAGAUCCAAAUGUUCCUGACUCAUUUGGCAGACUGCCAAUAGAGUUGGCCGCUGAAUAUGGUACAUGGGAAGACGUUGAGCUUCUAUUUCCUGUCACUUCCAAAAUUCCAACAGUGGCAGAUUGGAGUGUUAAUGGAAUAAUUAGUCAUGUGUACCUGGAAGUCAUGCAACUCCAGGAUGAUGAGUUUGUCAAAAAGAAAAAGUCUGAGCUGAAAAGACAAGGAACUGAUGCUUUUAGGAAUGAGGAUUAUUUAAAGGCAUUAGAGUUCUACACACAGGCAUUGAAGGUUGAUCAGUUCGACGCUACAUUGUUCUCAAACAGGAGCAUUUGCUGGCUUCGCCUGGGUGAUGGAAUGAAGGCUUUGUAUGAUGCGAUUGAAUGCAAAAACCUGCGCCCGAAGUGGGCAAAGGCCUACUAUCGCAAAGGAGCUGCUCUGAUGUUUAUGAAGGAUUAUGACAGUGCUUACGAUGCGCUGUCCCGUGGCUUGGAAUUGGACCCUGAAAGUGAAGAGAUGGAGACAUUGCUUUGGGAGGCGAUGGAGCUGAAGUAGUUACUGCUUGCAAGAAGCUGAUGCAAAACUGGAAGCUCUUCAAUUUUGUUCUCGUAGAUGGAUCAUGGAUAUGGACACAAAUGCUCUUUUGGAUGGUUCCCUCUCUUGUUUACGUCUAGCUGGGUCGCUAGACUUGAAACAAGGACACCCUUUUUUUUUUGUAAUGCUCAAUUCAGGGAGGGUAGCGAGAGUUUAUACCAGCAUAGGUCACUAAUAUCUUGGAGUCGCCUCAGAUACAGCAUUCUCAUGUCCUGUUUGUGUACGGUAGCAUGCCAUUGCAAGUGUGUUUGAUGAAGCCGUUAACUGAAGAUCAAUGUCACAAAUGCUUUGACAAUUGAAACGCAUGUCCAGCAUUCAAUCCCAGUAAUGUUGCUUA
Molecule: messenger RNA, 1820 nt
Organism: Setaria italica (foxtail millet)
Lineage: Eukaryota; Viridiplantae; Streptophyta; Magnoliopsida; Poales; Poaceae
Product: ankyrin repeat and KH domain-containing protein 1
Exons: 12
Coding region: 125-1444 (439 amino acids)
Molecular function (GO): protein binding
Source: RefSeq, a predicted model, not a curated record